AUGCGAUGGAGCCGAGCAUCCCGGCAGGAGCGAGCAACUACACGAAUCCUUUCGAAUUAUCUCGACCCGAAACCCCCGCUGGACAGUUCCAGCCAGAUGCCGGCGUACACGUCGGCGAUUUGGGCAUCCCGUAGAUGGCGGGAACCGGAGUAUCCUUCCCGGCCGGCGGAACAGCGCUGCACCCCACUAAGCUGGAGCAGCAAACGGCCGGCAUUGUCCAGUUAUAGCACCAAGUUGUGGCGCUGUCAAACCAGUCGAUGCGACGUGGGAAGGGAGCUGCUAGAUAUUUGCAAAGCCGAUGAGGAGGGUCUUGGUGUAGAUGCCUCCGCCACCGACCCUGGCACGGCAGCCAACGAUCCCGCGCGUCGAGUUGUCGUGCCCUGCGUUCCUGGUGAAGUCUCUACGCAAGGCCUGGCAACCCUAGAUGCCUGGGCCAUGCAAGAGGCGGUCGCACAAGCCACUGUCCAGCCCAAAACCGCCUGGUCCAUAUUAUUAUCCAUUAUCCAUAUUGUAUGUGAGAAGUUCCACCACGAAGUUCACAACGAAGCUCCGGAACCAGUUCCACAACCAAAGAACACUAUUAGCCUCAUGCAACUGCAGUGGCAUCUCAGACGGCUCUCGGUGAUGGAGACGCUGGUAGCCAGGCUGAAGGCCGAUCGCGACUUGAUGUGCUUCCUGAACGCUCAGCCAACCGAUAUCCGGAAAGGCUUGUACCGCCUGGGGCUCGAGACCGCCCUCGUUGUACGGAAAGCACGGGAGGCACGUGCUAUGGAUAACAGCGUGCCGUACCUGCGGCUGCAGUUAGCAAUGCCGGACGUGCCGGGUUACGGAGCAACUGCACCACAUUACGAGGUGGUUGCUGUGACGGUUAGCGUCGAGGCGCACGAUCAGGGCUGGAGCAGCUACCCGGAGGACUUCAACACGUACCGUAAUUCCUGGACGUGGGGGGAGCUGGUGCUUGUGGGCGAGGAUGGCAAGCCCGUGCACCCCGAUGACCCAGAUCGACUGUACACCAACCUGCACGCGAUAAGCGAAUGGCAGCAGCACACCAAGGUAUUGGGGCCUGACAGCCAGCUGGCAUUUUGUGCGUCGUGCGGACCUGGCGGUGCAUCUAAGGCCGGUGGGGAUGGGGCCUGAGGGUUGCGGCGGUAGCUGGGGAGUGAAGGCUGCGGCGGGGGGAGGGGAGGGGGAGCAGGAGUUUUGGAUGGCGCGGCAUAAGGAUCUGAUGAUGCACAACGGUACGGCAGUUGGUAAUUAAAAAGCUCAGAUUCUAGGGUUUUAGUUUUCCUUCUUGCGAGGAAAGUACUCAGGAAAAUUACCAAAGGGUUAUGGCCUGCUCCUUUUAUGUAGGUUUUUAAUCCCUCGUAUUUUGUGGCAGGCAUGGGCUUGGGAUGGCCUUCGGUAUUUGUUUUUGUUAGGUAGGUCAGAUUGCCAAAGCCCGGAAAAUGUGUCCCUGGGCUCCCUGCAUCAAUUCCUAGUCUCAGCUUAAAAAGGUGGUAAAAUAACGAAUAAGGAAGGUAAGUAGUCGUACAGGAAAUGCAUGGGGAUCGGUUCCGGAGCGUGCUGAUCAUGUUUGGAUGAUCUAUUUUUCCCUCCAAACACCGAUCUAGUUGUUGUUGGAUAACAUAGCCUUCCCGCGGUCCCGAAUCUCGACCUGGAUGCAUCUGCCAUAUUUUUGGUGUUCUGUGUAGCCAUCGUCUCGGCUCAGCGAAUGGCGCAUGUAUUAGGCUUCGCUCUCCGGCUUGAAGCCAAGGCGGUGCAAUACUUCCAGUUUCUGUCUGGCUUGAAGUCUGCUGCUGGAAAGAAGUGGUGCUACGACGGAUGCUAUGGCCGCCGGCAGGCGGCGAACUAGAUGGAUCUUUGCAUUAUGUAUGUAAUUUAUGUGUUGUAUGUGCUCACGGUGAAGCUGCUGAGGAAAUGAGAUCUGUACUUGUUGCGGCGAUACGUGCUUGAGACUGGACUCUGUAUGCGCCAUGACUUCUGCAAGCUCUGUUACAACAGGAAAACCCCUACAUGAAGCUCUGCCUGAACUGGGAAUUGCUGACUGACCUGGCGACUGGCCGUGUGGAAUAUAACCUUUUCUUCUUCAAAAAAUUGUGUAUGUGUGUGUGUGUGUGUCGGUGCGCACAUCAGGCUCAAGUAAACUCCCUGCUUGUAACGCCCGAGCGUUC
Messenger RNA from Volvox carteri f. nagariensis, 2171 nucleotides. RefSeq lists its product as uncharacterized. The record is from RefSeq and is a predicted model, not a curated record. The transcript is spliced from 8 exons. NCBI's taxonomy places the organism in Eukaryota, Viridiplantae, Chlorophyta, Chlorophyceae, Chlamydomonadales, Volvocaceae. The coding region runs from base 1 to 1137 and encodes 378 amino acids.